Molecule: messenger RNA, 1601 nt
Organism: Aphidius gifuensis
Lineage: Eukaryota; Metazoa; Arthropoda; Insecta; Hymenoptera; Braconidae
Gene: DMAP1
Product: DNA methyltransferase 1-associated protein 1
Exons: 5
Coding region: 167-1471 (434 amino acids)
Biological process (GO): negative regulation of transcription by RNA polymerase II; chromatin remodeling; DNA repair
Cellular component (GO): nucleus; Swr1 complex; NuA4 histone acetyltransferase complex
Molecular function (GO): transcription corepressor activity
Source: RefSeq, a predicted model, not a curated record
AUCAUAUUUUAUUAAUACAAUAACAAUACUAAAAUUGAAUUUAAAUUAACAACGUGAAUAAGUAUGUAUUGUUGUUUAUAUUUUUGAAAUAUAAACAGUGCUAAAAUACAAAAAAAAAGUUGAAUUUUUAUGUUGUUUAUUGUUGAUAAAAUAAUAAAUAAAUAAUAUGGCUGAUGUACGUGAUAUAUUGGACAUUGAGGGUCCAGCAGCAAGUGAAUUAACACGAGAAUCAAUAUUUGGUGAUAAAAAAGUAAAACGUAAAUAUGAUAAUAAUAGAAUGCCAAAACGUCCAGAGGGUAUGCAUCGUGAAGUAUUUGCAUUAUUAUGUAAAGACAAUAAUGAUGUACCACCAAUGUUUCCAACUGAUACUGGAAAAGGUUAUAAACAAACAAAAGCUAAAUUAGGAAUGAGAAAAGUUAGAUCAUGGAAAUGGACACCAUUUACUAAUCCAGCACGUAGUGAUGGUGCUGUAUUUCAUCAUUGGAGACGUCCAACUGAUGAUGGAAAUGAAUAUCCAUUUGCUAAAUUUAAUAAAUCAGUACCAGUACCUGUUUAUACAAAUGCUGAAUAUAAUGAAAAUUUAGUUAAUAAUUCAUGGACACAAGCUGAAACUGAUCAUCUAUUUGAUCUUUGUAGAAGAUUUGAUUUAAGAUUUAUUGUCAUUCAGGAUAGAUGGGAUUCAACUAAAUUUCAAUCAAGAACUGUUGAAGAUUUAAAAGAAAGAUAUUAUCAAGUUUGUGCAGCAUUAACAAAAGCAAAAUCUCACAAUGAAAAAGUAUAUUUAUUUGAUGCUGAACAUGAAAAACGUAGAAAAGAACAAUUAAAAAAGUUAUUUGAAAGAACACCAGAACUUGUUGAAGAAGAACAAACAUUACUUACUGAAUUACGUAAAAUUGAACAAAGAAAAAAAGAACGUGAUCGUAAAACACAAGAUUUACAAAAAUUAAUAACUGCUGCUGAUAAUCAAGCUGAUUUAAGAAAAAAUGAAAAAAGACCAACAAAUAAAAAAAGUAAUACAACAUCAAGAAGUAGACCAAGUAAAGCUGAUACAUCACAUACACAAAAAUUACAAGUUGUUGAAUCAGCUGGUAUUAAAUUUCCAGAUUUUAAAAAUAGUGGUGUUAGUCUUAGAUCACAAAGAAUAAAAUUACCAAGUAGUCUUGGACAAAAAAAAAUGAAGGGUAUCGAACAAAUGUUGACUGAGCUACAAAUUGAUUUAUCACCACCACCAACUGAAAAAAUUUGUCAACAAUUUAAUGAUUUACGAAGUGAUAUUGUGCUGCAUUAUGAACUCAAAGGAGCACUUGCAAAUUGUGACUAUGAAUUACAAUCACUGCGUCAUCAAUACGAGGCACUGGCUCCUGGCAAGACACUGACAAUACCAUCAGCAUUACUUGCUAAUAAAGAAGAAACAAGAGGCGAUAUUAUUGAUGUUGUUGGAUCACCAAUGACUGCCAAUUCAUCUCAAUAAAUAAAAUAAAAAUAUAAUAAUUAUUACAGAUUAAAAGAAUAUUUGAAUUAUUUUUUUUUUCUUUUAAUUAAUACUUGUACUAAUAAUUAAAAUUUAGUGUUCAGGUAUCAAAUGUAAAUAUCAAUAAAUA